Molecule: messenger RNA, 1881 nt
Organism: Thlaspi arvense
Lineage: Eukaryota; Viridiplantae; Streptophyta; Magnoliopsida; Brassicales; Brassicaceae
Source: the annotation of a GenBank genome assembly
CUUUGAAUUAAAUAGGAAAAAAAAUGAACGUCGUGAGUGAGAUAUGAGAAAAGAGAGAGAGAGAGAGUCAAUAGAGACCACGCGCAGAGAAAAUAAGAGAAAAGAAAAGAAGAAAGGGUCCUUCGUCUUUGUCUUCUUCUUCGUCUCCUCCCUCUCCUUUUUCUCUCCAUUAUCUUCGGGGAAUAAUCUAGGGUUUUGAUUUCUCUCUCAACCCUAGGUUUCUUCGAUCGUGUUCAUCAGCCUUCAAUAUCUCCCUUAGCUCAUCAUCCGAUUCAUCUCGAUUUCCAUGGAGGGAGCAGGAGAUGCGACAACAGCUGAGGGACAUCUGACCUCAGCAGCAGCUUUUGUGGAAGGAGGAAUCCAAGAUCCUUGUGAUGACGCCUGUAGCAUUUGCCUUGAAGUCUUCUGCGAAAGCGAUCCAUCAACUUUGACUAGUUGCAAGCAUGAGUAUCAUCUUCAAUGCAUCCUUGAGUGGUGUCAGAGGAGUUCACAGUGCCCAAUGUGUUGGCAAUCAAUCAGUCUUAAAGACCCCACAAGCCAGGAGUUGCUUGAGGCUGUAGUACAGGAGAGGAAUUUCCGCUUCACUCCUUCUAGAAACGCCACCAUAUUUCGUCAUCCAACUCUUGGUGAUUUUGAAUUACAACAUCUCCCAGUGGGGGUUGAUAACGCAGAGAUUGAAGAACGAAUCAUUCAGCACUUGGCUGCUGCUGCUGCUAUGGGACGAGCAAGGCAUGGGGUAAGAAGGGAAGGCCACAGAAGCAGGUCGUCAAGUCAAGGUCAUCCACAGUUCAUGGUGUUCUCUUCGCAUCCUAAUGCUUCUCCUCCUCCACCUCACCCUCCCAUGCCUUCCUCUCCUUCUCAGAGAGAUGAGAGCGACACAGUCGCAAACCUUCCUCCCUCUCCCAACAAUUCUUUAGGGGAGGGUUCUCUUCAGUCGAACAUGCAGACACCAACUUCUUCUCAUCCCCGCCAGGUUUCUCCCUCGGCAUCUGAUUCAAACAGCAGGUCCCUGAAUCAAUCUUCCCCUAGUGAUCAAGAUAGAGCUGGACCAUCUGAACUCCAAUCAUUUUCAGAAUCUCUCAAGUCUCGACUAAACGCUGUCUCAACGAGAUACAAAGAAUCCAUAUCAAAGAACACGAGGAGCUGGAAAGAUAGAUUUUUUUCUCGCAACACGUCCAUGGCGGAUCUCGGCUCUGAGGUUAAAAGAGAGGUCACUGCUGGAAUCGCCACUGUGUCCCGCAUGAUGGAGCGUCUAGAAACGAGAGAAAACAGUAGACCCGGCACCGCAUCUGUAUCAAAUGGCUCAGAAAGUCACACUCCUGAAACGAACAAUGAGCACAAUAGUAGAUCAGAAGCGGGUGAUGAACAUUCUUUGAAUGAAAGAGGUGUUAAAGGAACAUGUGCGGCUGGUUCUGGUUCAAGCUAAUAAAACAAGUGCCAUCAUCUUGCUGGCAAAGAGACGGAAAGAUGAUGUUCGUUGUGAAAUCCUGAUAUAUAUAUAAUAUAUACAGAGUCAGAGCAGAUUCAAAAGUGUGGGAGCAUAGGAAGAGUUUCUGAUUCUCAAAUAAUAAAAGAAAGAUUAUAUGACCAAAAGGAGGCUUGCUUCAGAGAUGAGUCGCCUUCUUUUGUGUUGUGUUAUGUCAAAAAAAUACUAAAAAGUAAAAAAAGAGUAAAGACAGUUAUGCGUUGGUCGGUCGGUCUGUUGUAAAUUGACAUUGUCGUUCACAUUACGGAUCUCUUACCAGUUCUGUCUAAAUGCUAUUAUUAUGAUUGUUACUUUAUGUAUCUUCUUUAAGAACUUGGCCAAGUAAACCCAAAUUAAUGUAACGAAUACGUGUUUGUAUUGGAUAAAACGACAAAAAAAAUCAUGGUGCUUCUGAU